Messenger RNA from Camelina sativa (false flax), 1902 nucleotides. Lineage: Eukaryota; Viridiplantae; Streptophyta; Magnoliopsida; Brassicales; Brassicaceae. The record is from RefSeq and is a predicted model, not a curated record.
AUGACAAAUCGACAGUCUAUAAAUACCAUCAAAGAGGUAGUUUGUCCGGAUGGGAGAAUAGCUGCGACAGAGGAUGCGGUUAAAGCUGAAGCAGAGCGACAUUUUCGGGAGUUCCUUCAGUUGGUUCCUAGUGAUUUUGAAGGGAGUCGGGUUGAGGAUUUGGAGCAGUUGUUGCCAUUUCGGUGUUCGGACUUGGAUGUUCAACAACUCACACGAACUGUCACGGGGGUUGAGAUUAAGAAAGUGUUGUUUUCGAUGCCAAAUGACAAAUCACCGUGGCCAGAUGGGUUCACUGCUGAGUUUUAUAAGGCUGCAUGGGGGUUGAUUGGGACAGAGUUUGUUUUAGCAAAAGUUCUCACGGCAAUGUGUUUUCCACCUACUUUUGUGCAUUGGAUCAUGCUUUGUGUCACUACUGCUUCCUUCUCUGUUCAGGUGAAUGGUGAUUUGGUUGGUUAUUUUAGGAGUUCUCGUGGUCUUCGACAAGGGUUCUCUUUAUCACCGUAUUUGUUUGUUAUUUGUAUGGAAGUGCUUACUAAAUUGUUGGAUAAGGCCGCUGGUGCACGUCGUUUUGGGUAUCACCCGCGUUGUAAGAAUCUCGGUCUCACUUAUUUAAGCUUUGCGAAUGAUCUAAUGGUUCUCUCGGACGGGAAGGAGCGGUAUGUGGAAGGUAUUGUGGCCGUGUUUGAUGAAUUCGUAAAACUAUCGGGCCUCAAAAUUAGUAUGGAGAAGUCGACUCUGUUUUUGGCGGGGGUUCCUGCAUCAACGGCUGAUCAAAUCUCUACUUGGUUCUCUUUUGCUCAUGGACAGUUUCCUAUCCGCUAUCUCGGCCUCCCUUUGAUCACCAAAAAGCUUACCAAUGCUGACUUGGCUCCUCUGCUUGAACAGUUGCAGCAACGAAUUGGCUCGUGGACAGUUCGGACCCUAUCUUUUGCAGGACGAUUAAAUCUUAUAUCUUCAGUCCUUUGGAGCACAUUGAGCGAUACUACGACUCGUGGAUCGUGGAUAUGGCGAAAACUCCUGAAGUAUCGAGAUAUGGCUAAACCACUGUGCAACAUGGUGGUCGGCAAUGGGGAGAAAACCUCUUUUUGGUAUGAUAAUUGGUCCCCAAUGAAUAGGCUUAUGGAUAUUGGAGGGGAUCGUGGAGUCAUUGACAUGGGGAUUUCAAAACAGAGCACUUUAGCGGAAGUAUGGGACACCCAUCGAAGGAGACGGCAUAGGCUACCUCACCUUAAUGACAUGGAAGAUGCUUUGCACACUCAACGAUUACAACGUCGCGAUGUUCCUGAUAGUCUGCAUUGGAAAGGCAAGAAUGAUAUGUUCCGCUCUGGGUUCUCUACUCGAGACACUUGGAAUCACAUACGCACUACUUCGAACGUGGUUGCUUGGCACAAAGGGGUCUGGUUUGCUCACGCGGUGCCCAAGUACUCCUUCUGUGUGUGGUUGGCGGCUCUGAACAAACUAUCCACGGGGGAUCAUAUGCUUUGCUGGAACAGAGAUACGGAUGGUACAUGUGUCCUAUGCCACUCUGAUCUAGAAACUCGGAACCAUCUUUUCUUUUCUUGCCAUUAUGCUACUGAGGUGUGGGCUGCUUUGGCCAAAGGGCUUUUUUGCAUACAAUAUACAACAGACUGGGAGACAAAUCUUACUUCUAUCUCGAAUCAGCAACAAUCACGGGUGGAAGCUUUUCUUCAAAGAUGUGUUUUCCAAGUGGUUGUUUACACACUUUGGCGAGAGCGUAAUGGGCGACGGCAUGGAGAAGCAUCAACACCAUCUCAUUAUCUCAUUGAUUGGGCAGAUAAGCAGAUCAAGACUCAAAUUACUGCAAUCGGAAAGAUGGGGAUCGACACUAUAAUGAAGCAUAUCAAGUUUGGUUACAAUCUCGACUGGUUUAGAUUAAUCUGA